UCAUAAAUAUUUAAAGUACUUAUAGAAAAAAAAUCAGAUUUUGGUUAUUUUUUAAGUACAUUUAAAAGCAUAAAUGUGCCUAUUUCUUAUUAAAAUAAUUUUUAUUACUUUGAAAUGCACACAAGAUAUAGAACACAAUCUCUAAUUUUUUAAUAAUUCUUUUAUUAAGAAAUUGGAAAAUAAGUGUAUAUACACCUUAAAGCGAGCAGGGAUUAACAACGAGAAACGGGAUUGAAAGAGAGAAGGGAGGUAAGCCCGGUAUAGUGGCGUGAGAUGAACAAGAAAGAAAAUUGAAGGAGAAAGAGAGAGGCAAAUCGCUGACCGUUAUGUGCCAUGUCUACGGGACUGAAGAGCUUGGUAACAUAGCCAAUACAUUAUUCCUCAAUGAGAUACCUUCAAGCUACAUGCAGGUAAUCGAGACUGCAGCAAGGUCAUGGCCAGUAUCAUUCCGCUCUUCGUCGAGUGACAUCGUUCGGAUGUUCCGAGUCCUUGCUUUAUCCGUUAUCGACGAGAUUUAUUAUUUGUAAUUCGUAUCCGUGAUUCUAAUUUAUCGGCAUUCUUUGACAAAGAAAUUUCAUUUGGAUAUUUUUUUGAUACAAAUACGUGGAAAACGGAAGAAUUUUACAUUUUUCUCGUCAAAGUUCUUCACUGAUUAUAUUUGAAUUGUGACAAGUAUUCCCGAAAUUGGCUUUGGUGUUGUUGAUAUUACCUAUAAAACGCAUUGAAAACGUACGCAAGUGGAUUGAUCUUGGUAGAAUCAGAUUCGAAAAAAGUAAGAAGAGUAAAAAGACGACACGUAAAUAUAAUGGGUAUUGAAAGCUUUUUGGCACAAAGCUUGACUUCGGCAUCCACCAGUGGAUUUUCAUUAUUUUUCCCCGUUCUCGCUGCGGCACUUGCCUACUUUCAUUAUGAAUCUCUGGAUAAUGAAGCGCCACCGAUCGACGUGCCAUCAGAUAUGCUUUUACCCUCGUAUCAUUUCAUUGUUGUCGGUGGUGGCAGUGCAGGAGCUGUAGUAGCCAGCCGUCUAUCCGAAAUUGAGGAUUGGAACGUGCUACUGCUUGAAGCAGGCGGUGACGAGACCGAGAUCUCGGAUGUACCUUUAUUUGCCGGUUAUUUGCAACUUAGCAAAUUAGACUGGCAAUACAAGACUGAGCCACAAGGCGACGCCUGCUUAGCAAUGGAGAAAGGCCGUUGCAAUUGGCCGAGAGGCAAGGUAUUAGGAGGAUCUAGUGUGCUCAACUAUAUGCUUUAUUUAAGAGGCAAUAAGCGCGAUUAUGACAUUUGGGAGCAGCAAGGUAAUCCUGGCUGGGGCUCACGUGACAUCCUGUAUUACUUCAAAAAAUCAGAGGAUAAUCAGAAUCCAUAUUUGGUUCGAACGCCAUAUCAUGCAAGCGGUGGAUUAUUGACAGUACAAGAAGCACCAUAUCAUACACCCCUAGCGGCGGCUUUUGUCCAAGGAGGACAGGAGAUGGGUUACGAAAAUCGCGAUAUCAAUGGAGAGUUUCAAACCGGUUUCAUGAUCGCACAGGGUACCAUUAGGCGCGGCAGUCGUUGCUCGAGCGCAAAGGCUUUUCUUAGGCCAGCCAGGCUCAGGAAGAAUUUGCACAUAGCGAUGCAUGCGCACGUAACAAAGGUGCUGAUACAUCCCAAGACAAAGCACACUUAUGGAGUAGAAUUUGUUAGAGGUGGCAAGGUCUUUCGUACGCGUGCGAAGAAUGAAGUGAUCGUUGCCGGUGGCGCGAUAAAUUCACCUCAGCUACUAAUGCUGUCAGGAAUCGGGCCAAAGGAACAUUUGCGAGAGCUUGGAAUCCCCGUGAUUCAAGACAGCAGGGUGGGCUUUAAUCUUCAAGAUCACGUCGGACUUGGAGGUUUAACUUUUAUGGUCAAUCAGGAAAUAUCUAUGGUAGAAAAACGAUUACAAAGUACCCAGACUGUGAUGCAGUAUGCUGCACUAGGUGACGGGCCCCUGACGGUGCUUGGAGGCGUCGAAGGUAUCGCCUUUGUCAACACUAAAUACGCAAACGCUUCACUGGACUUUCCCGACAUUGAAUUGCACUUCGUUUCCGGUUCGACUAAUUCAGAUGGUGGCACUCAAAUAAGGAAGGUGCACGGGCUAACGAAGCAAUUCUAUGACGCUGUUUUUAGGUCUAUUGAUAACAAGGAUACGUGGAGUGUGAUUCCCAUGUUACUACGACCAAAGAGUCGUGGCGUAAUCAAACUGCGCAGUAAAAAUCCGUUUGAUUACCCUCUCAUCUAUGCGAACUAUUUCAAAGAACCGGAGGACAUCGCCACGUUAGUCGAGGGAGUGAAGAUCAGUGUAGCUCUAAGCAGGACUGAUGCUUUCAGACGAUUCGGAAGCGAAUUGAAUUCACAUCAGUUUCCAGGAUGCAAACACAUAGAAAUGUACACAGAUGCUUACUGGGAAUGCAUGAUCAGAUACUAUAGUGCCACGAUUUAUCAUCCAGUAGGAACAUGUAAGAUGGGUCCUUAUUGGGAUCCCGAGGCCGUCGUCGAUCCACAACUCAAAGUCUACGGUGUGACUGGACUUCGUGUAAUUGAUGCCUCGAUUAUGCCAAAUCUUGUUAGUGGAAACACAAAUGCGCCAACAAUUAUGAUAGCCGAAAAAGGUGCAGACAUGAUCAAAGAAUAUUGGUUGAAGUGGAAGAGCAAGUCCGAAGAGUCUAGUGAACGAUAAGAUGAAUAAUCGUGCUUCUUGUAUCAUUCUCAAAUAGUGAUAAUGUUCAAUUACGCAGGAAAGCUAGUGUCGUUGACAUGAAAAGAUUUACAGAAAAAAUUAAAAUACUGACUUUACUAUUUUGUUAUACAAAGAGAGAAAUGUUUCUUUAGGCUUAAUAAAUUUUUUAAAAAGUCAAAGAAAUUUACGCAUGAUAGUUUAACCAAUGCAACUGUUUGAACUAAAAAAUAUAAUUAUUUGUGUGACUUGCCAAAUUAUAUGUGUACCUAUAAUCUUUAUAUUAAAACCAUUUUUUUAAAUAAUUAAA
Monomorium pharaonis (pharaoh ant) is the source of this 3002-nucleotide messenger RNA. Its product is annotated as glucose dehydrogenase [FAD, quinone]. The coding region runs from base 806 to 2695 and encodes 629 amino acids. The record is from RefSeq and is a predicted model, not a curated record. Gene Ontology annotation, molecular function: oxidoreductase activity, acting on CH-OH group of donors; flavin adenine dinucleotide binding. Lineage: Eukaryota; Metazoa; Arthropoda; Insecta; Hymenoptera; Formicidae. The transcript is spliced from 6 exons.